Molecule: messenger RNA, 2708 nt
Organism: Lycium ferocissimum
Lineage: Eukaryota; Viridiplantae; Streptophyta; Magnoliopsida; Solanales; Solanaceae
Product: F-box/FBD/LRR-repeat protein At1g13570-like
Exons: 3
Coding region: 1174-2445 (423 amino acids)
Molecular function (GO): protein binding
Source: RefSeq, a predicted model, not a curated record
CUUUUUUUUUUGAGUCAAAAAAAUAUAAACAGUUACCUCCCAUUUUGGUUUGAUGUUGCAAUUGCUGUAUGCUAGCUGCAGUUAUAUAUGUUCUUUAGCGUUUCCUUAUUCUAGUUUGAUGUUCAGAUCUCGCAAUAAAGCUUGUUUUUUUUUUUUUUUUUUAAACUUAAAAUUCCCAUAUCCUAUUGUUGGCUUAGAACAAGAAGCAAACAGAGAAUGUGAUUCUGUUUUUUUUUUCCCUUUCGAAUUCUCAAAUGUAUUUUAUGAAGUAUUGAUUGAAGAUGGUCUUGCUAUACGAAUGAUAUUAGUGGAUAUUAAGCUAUGUUACAUGGAUUCCUUUACUGCUACAUAUCCAGUGGGGGUGUGUCAAAGUAUCCAGUAUGCGUAUGUCAAGUGUUUUUUUUCCCUAUUAAUUUUUCGUGUAUUUUAAAGAAUCUGCACGAAAUAUCCACGUUGUUGUCGUACCCAUUCUAUUUCAAUAUAGGUAUAUCAGUGCAAAUUAAUUAUCCAUCCAUAUAACAUAGAUAUUAAUAGGAGAUGGUUGGCGGAUUUCAACUAGAAUAAACUUUUAUUUCUUAUUUUUUUAUUUGACAAUGUGAAUAGCCCUUCUGUCCGUAUAUUUUUUAUGAAGUGUUGAUAGAAAGUUCUGUUGCUCUAAUAAUGAUAUUAGUGGAUAUUAAGCUAUGUUACAUUUAUUCAUUUACUGCUACAUAUCCAUUAGGGAUGUGUCGAAGUGUCCACAAUAGGUCUGUCAAUCGUUUUUUUUUUUUUUACCUAUUGAUUUUUCGUAUAUUUUGAAGAAUCUGCACGAAAUGCCGUUAUAUGGGUAUGUCAAGGCAAACUGAUGAUCCGUCCAUAUAAACAUAGAUAUUAAUAGGAGAUGGUUGACUGAUAUCAGCUAGAAUGCACCUUUGUUUCUUAUAUAUAUUGAUAUGGCAAUGUGAAUAGCCAUUUGUCCAGGUAGUUUGGGAAUUCGGUGCUUCAUAUUAUUGUUUAUUUUCUAUGGUUUCUCGGUGAUUAUUUUUAUUUGAUUAUUUUUAUAAGUGAUCCUUUCGUUCGUAUGUUGCUUUGACAGUGUGAAUAGCAGUUUUGUCAGUUUUACCCAUAUAAUUUGGAGAUUCCUUACUUCAUAAUAUUGCUUAUUUUCUACAGCCUAUUGGUGAUUAUUGUGAUAUGAUGCCUCCUAAGGGAAGAGAGCAUUGUCAAGGUUUACCUCCUGACGUCCUUAGCGACCUUCCUGAUUAUUUUAUCGAUGACAUUCUGAUGCGUUUGCCUUGUAAAGAUGCUGUGAGGACAAGCGUCUUAUCAAGGAAAUGGAGGUAUCAUUGGUGUAGACUUGCAAAGUUUAAGCUUGAUGAAUCUCUUUGGAAAACACAAAAGGAUAAAUUUUACCCUAGUGUUAAAUUUAGAAAGAUUGUCUACCAGCUUUUGACCCAUCAUAAAGGACCCAUUAUUAAGUUUAAGCUCGACAUUGCUUAUCUGGAAAGAUGUCCUGAGAUCGACAACUUCAUAUAUUUCCUGUCUAGGAAAGACAUUCAACAUCUUGUUCUUCACCUUUCACGGCAUGAGCUAUACAAAUUGCCUUCUUCACUUUUCAUAUGUUCGCAGCUGAGGCAUCUAAAUCUCCAUAAUUGCUCAAUACAUCAUCCAUCGACCUUUCAAGGAUUUGAUAAGUUAAUUAGCCUGGAACUAUGUAAAGUCACAAUUUCUUCUGAAUUGCUAGAAAGUUUAAUAUCUCAUUGCCCAUUGCUUGAGCAGUUGGUGCUGAAAAUCUCGAAAACUAUAAACGUAAUUAAAAUUAAUGCCCGGAUGCUGAGAUCCUUUGAUUUCACAGGAAGUAUAAGUUCUAUUUGUUUAAAGAAUGUCCCUCUUCUGGCUAAAGUAUCUCUGAUAUAUGAGAGGUCUUCUAUGGAGGCAGAGAAUUUUGAUUAUGCAAAGUUUUUCGAGUCUUGUUCUGCACUCGAGCACCUCCUCUUGAACUUCGGUUAUGGCGAGUUCUUUGCAGAUGAAGCACCAACAAGGCUUCCCUUUUAUCUUGACCGUGUCAAACAUUUUCACCUGUCUCAUAUUCAGCUGAAGGAAUCAUAUAAGCUCUCAUGUGCUCUCUGCUUGAUAAGAAGCUUCCCAUAUUUAGAAUAUCUCAAAAUCGAGGUGUGGGUUUACAAUGAAGGAGAUAGUGGUAUUCAAGAAUCCCUUGAACUUGAUCGUUUCUCAGAUGUCACAUUUAAUCACCUCAGGGAAGUGAUGCUAGAAAGCUUUGGAGGAACAACACCUGAGAUGCAGCUUAUCAAGAUUUUGUUAGCCAAGUCCCCAGUGUUGGUGAAAAUGCAAAUCGUUCCAGCAUUUCAAAUUGACUUAAUUGACGCAAGAUCAGAAACACUCACUGAGCUAUUAAAAUUUCACCAUGCAUCACCUAAAGCAGAAAUAGACUACGUAUCUUAUUGAAGUUAAAACUGAACAGGUAGAAACAAAUGUUGAUGUAGUAGUAUAACACUGUGUUUUGCCUUGUCGUAGUAAGAAAAAGAAACUUGAAUAUCUGUUUGGGAACACGAAUAUUUCUGGAAGGAUGUUUUGAUUAGUUUGUUCUAUAAUAAGAUUGUCAUUACAUGUUCAAGGAUUUUCUACAUUUAGUGCCAAUGUAUUUAUGGAAUGUUAUGUACACAUGAAUUGAUACUGUUGUGGUUUAUGUCAAUAUUAUGUUGUGGGUC